Molecule: messenger RNA, 1000 nt
Organism: Drosophila kikkawai
Lineage: Eukaryota; Metazoa; Arthropoda; Insecta; Diptera; Drosophilidae
Source: RefSeq, a predicted model, not a curated record
AUGCGCCUCAGGAACCGAGAUUGGAACGCCUGUAUUUUCUCGGGUCUUGUAUGCCAGGCUCAACUUCGAUUUCGGACCAGUAAGCCAGCUAAUACGCCUGGCCGUGUUUUGGAGUUUGGCUCUGACCUGCGAAAGAUCCUUCAACGUUAUAUGACCCGUCUUAACGAACUGCAGGACGAGCUGAAGCGCAAAGAGCUUGAAAAUAAAUUAAGGGAACUCGAAUUACUGCAGUCCGAACUGGCGCGUCGACAGGACCGGCAGAACGAGGAGGCCUCCGCCGGUGGCCUCACCAAGGAGCAGCGCCAGAAGGUGCAGCGCAAGGUUCUCGGCUCCUGUAUGCGGAAACUGGACGGUUUGGUGUGCGAAUUUGCACGUCGCGAGGCGCGACUCAACGGUGAAAGGGGUCGCCCCUCCGAGUCUGAGAAUCUGCCACAUCCACCCAUACUGGAGGAGUAUACAGUGGCCUUUUGCCAAGUCGAUGAAGGUGGCCGAGAGCUGUUGGAGUCGGCUCUGGCCGCCCGCAGGUGCGCCUAUGUCCCUUACAGCCAAUUUAAGGUGGGUGCCGCUUUCCGGGCCAAGUGCGGCAGGAUCUACACGGGCUGCAACAUCGAGAAUGCGGCCUUCACUACGGCCAACUGUGCGGAGCGAUGUGCUCUGGCCAAGGGCAUUAGCGAGGGUGAAAUGAAGUACACGGCAGGUGCUGUGGUGGCCUAUCAUCCGGAUGGCUUUACCACGCCCUGCGGCGUGUGCCGUCAGUUUAUCCGUGAGUUUGCCUACAAGGAUUUUCCCAUCUACAUAGCCAAGGCCCAGCCACCGGAGAUGGAGGGCAGUAUUCCGGCAAUCCAGGACACUGAUGAGGUGCUAGUCACAUCGGCCUACAACCUUCUGCCUUAUAGUUAUAGCACAUUCAACUGAACUUAGAGAAGAUUGUUUUUAAACUCAUUCUGGCUAUUAGACAGGGACUGCUUUUAAUAAAUUUUCGGCAACGCUAUAAAGCCUC